ACCCUUCCGGGGGUGUAGGUAAAAAGGAGGCGUGACACAUACAUGUUAAUUUAAAAGGAAAAUUCACCAAAUCUUGUACUUGUUAUCAUGAAGUGGAUAUGGUAUAAACAAUCACUGAAAAGUUCGUUAUUUUAUAUUUUAACAAUUAACUUCUUUUGAGGGAGAAAAACUCAAAACAAAAAGUCCCAGACUUAGACAUAUUAUUUUGAAUCCUUUGUUGUCACAAAGGGGGAUGACAGAGUCGAUAAGUAGUUGCAACAUAUCUUAAAUAUGACAGAAUUGACAAAUAAUUGCGAUAUAUCCCAAAUGGUGUAGUAACUAACUUAAAGUUGCUAAACAAAAAGAUGUUUGAGCUUUGAGAAUAAAGAAUCUUUUAGUAGAGAAUGCUUUAAUCCUCUUAAUGGACGGAUCCAAUACGGAUUAAGAAUAGUUGAGCAAGAACUUCAAUAUCAAAUGAUUAAAUAAAAAAUAAGUGAAAAUAGAGAGAGGAAUGAGGAGGGGGCUAGGGUUGGGGACUUGGGGUAAAGAAUUAAGGUGAGCACUUGAAUGAGUUUUGUUCCGGCAUUGUAGGGUUGCGUUACUCAAUCUUAAGAGGUGCAAGUUUCCUCGACUUUUAAUGUAACUAUAACCAAAAUUAAUUUUUAAUUAAUAUACCAAAACCAAUAAAUUAUCGUUACCAAAAUGAUAAAAAAUCUAUUAUUCCAAAUAGAGAUUAGGGUCAUGAUUUAUUGAUUGUAAAUUCCACCAUAAUCCUUCCCAUCUUUUGUUUUUCUUUAGAAGAUUUAACUCAAAUGGCCGUCUACCUAAUUUCAUAAAUUAAAAUAAUCAACAAACAUAAUAUAUAUAUAUAAAAUCUAUAUAUAUCGUCUAGAAAAUAUAAACAUUGAAUCUGGUCGGGUAUUUGUGUAACAAUCCCUUUUCUUUAUCAUGAUACACAUUCUUAUUCCUCCCUAACAAAGUAUGAAUCAAUAUAAGUCAUUAAAUUGUGAUACUAUUAAGGUAAAUGUAAAUGACAAUUUUGCCCCCAUGUGUAUGGAGUUCAAAGGGUUGAAGUUAAAACUUAAAUUUGAACAUAAGAGGUUAAUUAGUUUAAAAGGAAAAUUUGAACAUAAGAGGUUAAUUAGUUUAAAAGGAAAAUUUGAAGGGGAAAUAUCUUAAUUCUCUUAUUUUUUUUCCUCAUGUGUGUGUAAUUUUCAUCAUAUUGUAAACUUUUGUUCCUCUCCUUUCCUUUCCUUUCCUUUCCUUUUCAAUUUCCCCUGUGACCAAUCGAUCCAUUCCUAAUUCGAAUCUACUUUCCUUUUUUCCACUUUGCUUCUUUCUGCCGGUGCCGCCUUGCCGCUUGGGUUCCUGACGGCGUUCUUCAUUCAACUUCUCCGGUGAUUUUUCCGGUACCUUUUUAUCUGCACAUAUUAUCAGUUGGAUUGGAGGUCUGAGAAGUAUCUUCGGGUGUUUGUAGUUGAAAGUAGAAUGCAAAGCUAGUACUUCGGAUGACUUCAACAUGCAAAUGGAGCCACAGGUCUCCUUAGAGUGUGACAGAUGCCUCCAUCCUGAGACACUUAUGUGCAAGGAUGGAGUUUCUGAUGAUACACAACAUCCUGCAGCAGCACAGCCAGUGAUAACCUCAGAAGAUCAUCCUGCUGCACAGCUGUCCGUGCUGAUAUAUGAUCAUGCAGUGACACAGCAGGUAUCAUUGUCCCAAGACCAGGUUAUGCUGCAGAAACCAGCCAAAAGGCAGACACGUCAAUGGGCUGCAUGGACACGUCAGGAGGAAGAAAGCUUUUUCUCUGCACUGCGACAAGUUGGCAAGAACUUUGAGAAAAUUACUAGUCGUGUGCAGAGUAAAAACAAGGAUCAGGUCAGACAUUAUUAUUAUCGUCUUGUGAGGCGUAUGAACAAGUUGUUGGGUCCGGAACUUAGUCUUGAUGCCAAAAAUUCCAAGGACACUAAUGCUGCAAUGCUGCGAUGGUGGUCUUUACUGGAAAAGUCUAGCUGUAAAGCUUCAAAGCUUCACUUGAAACCACGGAGAUUUAAAAUAUUUAUCGAGACUUUGGAGAGUCAGCUGUUGAAAGACCGGAAAAAGAAUGUAAGAAGGCGUCCUUCUCAAGGAGAAAGUAGUUCUACAGCUGCUGCAUCUCUUUCAAGUCAUAGCAGAGUGUCAACUAAUGAUAGUCGGACAGUUAAAGUGGUUCUUCUGGACAACCAGGACGUACAGAAAUUUGGAUCUGGAAAAGGCUCUUCUCUAAAACGCCAUGUGACUAUGGGUGUAAAUAGAAGCAACACAAAAGUAGACUCUUCUCCAGUGAAAAAUGCUAGACAUCGACGAAAGAUAGGUUCUGUAUCAACAGCUGCAUAUAAAAGGUGGGAGAAGGCUGCAAUUGCUGGAGUUUCAUUGGUAGCUGAUGCUGCCGAGCAUUUGGAACGGGCAACUAUCGAUAAAGAUGUUGGACUGGUCCAGAAUUCACAGGGUAUAAAUGGAUUUGAACAUGUCGGGAAAGAUGUGCCUUCUUUGCCGACUUUAUCACAAAAUCUGUUAAAUGAGACCAAUUUACAGAGUUGUAUGAAACUCAAGCUCCAGCUGUUUCCUGUUGAUGAAGGAACUAGAAGAGCCCUGGAAAUGGAUAAUCAUAACCCAUACUUGGAACUCACUCUAAGUAAUAGGAAAAAGAUGUCAUCCAUUUUGGAACAUCUCAAUCGUAAAUGGGGAAGCUCGAGCAUAGCAACUGGAAAACUGGUGCUUUUUCCUUACCAUGUUCAGAUGGAAAACCUGGUGCAAUCCCUGAGAUGGACCAAAGAUACUACACUAAGUGCUGCAGAUGUAUAUAAUCUGAUUGGAAGCCCUCCAGUUUUCCGUCUCAGAUAUGGUUGGUUUCCAAAUUCUGAGCUUGGAACGUUUCAAGCACCAUUGUCAUCUACCACUCCCUUUACACAAAAUACUAACACUAACAUAACAGAAGAAAAGAAUGAGGAAGUACUAGCAUCAUCCCAUGGUAAACUUGUACGUUUUUCUAAAGAACCACUAGUUUCUAACCCAAGAAUGACUGUGACAUCCUCCUCAACCGAGCUGUCUGGUGAGUCAAACUUGCAAGCUACCAUGGGUGUGAAUACCUACAAUUCGGAUCAUAAUGAAACUCUGCUAAUGCAUAGACGGGAUAACGGAGCUAUAACCACAGAGAAACAAGUUGAGAUGCAUGAUAUGCAGGGAAGCAAGAACAGUGCUUUAUCAGCAGGGGACUGGGAAGAUAGCCUUACCAACAUAAGUGUUGGAGAUCUUCUCUCUGAUGCACCUGACGAUGAGGAAACAGACUGCAUUGAAUCAACUUUACCUGGAAGCUCUCACUUUCUCCAGCAGAUGCCAUUUAGCUGCGACUCGUUUGACGCAGCGAUUGCUGCUCAUAUAUAUAAACAUCAGAGCAAAGCUGAAUCUCAGAUGGCUCUUCCACCUCAAGCAUCUUCCAUUUGGAAUGCUGAAGAUACAUGUGAUGCUUUUGCAUUUCAAAAAGAUGUUGCUUUCAGACGUACAGCGAACAAUUCAUCCAGCAAUGUUGGUGCAGAGAACCGCCAGCACAUUUCUCAGUCAUCUUCCCUAUUGUUGGAUGCAGGAGUAAAGGAUUUGCCUGGGAAAAUGGAACCUUUAACUGAUGAACUUGCUCAUGAAGAUCCAGUGGAUGAGUGUCAUGCACAAGCUUUGGGUGGUUCUACAAAGGAUCUUAGUGGGCUCUCUGACAUAUAUUGGCCAGACUCUUUAGGACCGCUAGAGUUGGACGCACCUUCAUGUAGAUAUCAUAGUGAAGACCUAAUUUUAAGUGAUAAUAGUCUUGGUGGCUUGAACCGCCUCAUAGCUAGCAGUCUGGAUGCAUUUCAAAAUUGCUCGUUCUUUGGGUUGGACAAGAAAGAGCCUGGAUCUACUGUUGAAGCUGUAGAGACUACUUCAUUAGCAGAUUACAAGAUCGGUGCUAAAGUCUAAGUUUCCUGAAAUUGGAACAAGAGUAAGCGCGGUUUAUUGUUAAAUUUAGUUUGGCUGACUUAUAGAGGUGUCGCAGCAACCUCAAGUCCAGAACUUCCUGCAUGCGCAAGUAAGCAUGGCUCUUGAAAAAAGAGAAGGGUUGAAUGGGACAAAGGUUCUUAAUGUACAGAACAUUAACUUUGAGAAUAUUUCAGGUGUCUCUGGAUCUGUACAUUGUGUAGAUUUAUGUGCAGAGGGUGAAAAUGCCAAAUCAUUUGGUUUUUGCACUGAUGGAUCUUGGAUAUUCUGGACUUUGGCAUGACAAAAUUGAUAUUGAUACAAGAUAUUCGAUUACAAAAACAAUGUGCAUUUUAGAAAAAUAAGUCACUUGUUUGAAAAAGGUAUUUGAUGUUUGGAGGAAGGGGAAAGGAAAUUGGGUUGAAAAGAACGUCCUAAACUUUCAAACUAAAGAAUGUUCUUGCGUUUGGACAUUUAAAAGUCUCCACCUUUCGUUCCCUUUUCUUACUUUGCCCGUGCUUUGUAUGAAAUAGACAUUGGGAAACAAAUCUUCAAAAUAUUCACUAUUUCCUCUCCAAAAUCCAGGCAUCAGAUUAUCGCCAGGAAAUUUUGUCAAAAUGUACUCCAUGGUCCAUCCUGCUGUAAUAUUAUGUGUAUAAAACCUUAUAUUCUGUUUAAGUUUA
This is a messenger RNA of Nicotiana tabacum (common tobacco), 4644 nucleotides long. Its product is annotated as TSL-kinase interacting protein 1. Gene Ontology annotation, molecular function: chromatin binding. Gene Ontology annotation, biological process: pattern specification process. The record is from RefSeq and is a predicted model, not a curated record. Gene Ontology annotation, cellular component: nucleus. Lineage: Eukaryota; Viridiplantae; Streptophyta; Magnoliopsida; Solanales; Solanaceae.